CUGUAGGACCGGUUUACUGCAAGGAACAUUGCAGACCUGCGUUAAAGGCUUUAGCUCGAUCAGAGCAGAUCAGAUCUGGAUUAAGCAAAGGAAGAUUGGAUCUGUUUCGAAAGGUGAGGCAUCGAGAUAAUAAUAACAGGCUCUGUGGGAUUAAGCACUGAAAGCGGGCUGCUCUCAGGCGCCCAGCGGUCAUCAUCCUCAUCCUCAUUCACCAUCCUCCUCUUCAUCAUCUCCUGUGCCUGCAGUGAGAACAAAUCCUGGUGCAUUGUGGUCACCAUCACGUAACCAUCGGGAGAGCUGCCGAGACGGCGCGAUGGCCACUCUUCUGAGAAAGAUCGGUCUGAUCCGCUUGCACGACCGAGACACAGAGGACCCCAAGCACCAUCCGAAAGGGACUAAGCAGGGGAAUCAGAAAAACAGCACCAAGCACUGUCACCAAAACGAGACCAACAUCCUUAGCACCCCAGAAAUCAAGGCCAAGCGCUCGGACGUCUCCGCCGCCAAAGACAAAGCUCCUGCGAAGGACAAACCGAGCAAAGAGACGAAGGAAAAGCAGCAGACGGGAAGCGCGAAGUCGAGCACAAGCUCCGUUCCACCACCGCUGGCGCCAAACAGGCAGCACUGCGCGAAUGUGAGGACGCGGCGCCUCAUGAAGGAGCUGCAGGAGAUCCAGCGCCUGGGAGACGACUUCAUCACAGUGGAGCUCGCCGACGACAACCUGUACGACUGGAACGUCAAGCUGCACCAGGUGGACAAGGACUCGGCGCUGUGGCAGGACAUGAAGGAGACCAACACCGAGUACAUCCUGCUGAACAUCUCCUUCCCAGACAGCUUCCCGUUUUCGCCGCCUUUCGUGCGCGUACUCACGCCGAGGCUGGAGAACGGCUACGUGCUGGACGGAGGAGCCAUAUGCAUGGAGCUGCUGACGCCGCGCGGAUGGUCCAGCGCCUACACCGUGGAGGCCGUGAUGAGGCAGUUCGCCGCCAGCCUAGUCAAAGGACAGGGUCGGAUCUGCAGGAAAGCGGGAAAAUCCAAGAAAGCCUUCAGUCGCAAAGAAGCCGAAGCCACGUUCAAGAGCCUCGUGAAGACCCACGAGAAGUACGGCUGGGUUUCUCCUCCGGUUUCUGACGGCUGAGGCGUCUGCUGUCUCCACGUCAUCCCCUUUCCCCUCUCCACGCAGCUUUCUCCAGUUUCUCACCUCCAAACAUUCUUUUGCUUAAAAAAAAAGAAAGAAAUAAAUGAGGUAUCAUCUCACACUGUAUGUCGAUGACUCUUCAUUCGGUCGUCUGCCAUUCCACACUACGGUGCCAUGGACCACUCGCUCGCCGUGACAUCACAUUUCUAAAUGAUGGAUGGAUACUACUAAAAUGUUUGGCUAAAAAGGAAGUGAACGAAACCCUGGGGAAAGUAACUGGGACAGACCCCAACCCUCACGCUGACUCUGUACCUCUUGCUCACUCGAUACCUCUCUGUGUUUAUCAGUGUGUUCAUGUCAGUCCCUUUCUCCUCCAUCUCUCUUCUUCUUCUUCUUCUUUUUCUGCUGCUGCUGCUUCUGCUACUUGUUUUCUCUUUACAGUUUUUGAGAUGAAGACACAUUGCACUGGACGCCAUCAGACUUUUUUUCAUUUACACGCAUUGUAACGAUACUUAAUAGCAAGGCAGAUGGGUGCAGUACAUUUGAGGUUCAGUUUUGUCUGUUCUUCUUCGACUGUGCUACCUUUCACAGUUUCAAUACAACAUGAAGAUUGAUUGUAACUUAUGUGGAGCUGUGCUCUCUCUCUCUCUCAUGCUCUUUCUCUCUUUCAUGUUCUCUCUCUCUCUCUCUCUCUCUCUCUCUCUCUCUAUGCGUGUGGCUAAAUUUAGACAUCACUGUGUUGCAUAGCUGGUGAUUGAUUUCUCGUGGAGAUGAUUAAAAAAACACUCAUUGCUUAUGCAGAGGUACUGUAAAGAUUAAAGAGUGGUAGUGAACCAUUCUUGCUAAUCAUUAUUAUCAUUAGUAUUAUUACUUUUUUUUCUUGGAGAAGACCAGAAGCAUUGAGCUUUGAUAAUGUUAAUACCAGAUGGCAGAACUGAAUGUCAGAGUCUCAGAGCAUGAGCGUGUACGUGUGGUGUGUACGCAACGCAACAGGAUUUCAGAAACGUUGCGUGAGCCUUUCGGGAUACGUUUACCGACCUCAGAGAAGCGGGAAUCUGGUUAGCGUCUGAUUUUUCUCUGUGAGGUGGAAAAAUACAGACAGAGAAUGAAUGUACAUGUCUGUGGUCAUACGUACAGUGAGACAUGCCCAAGUUACUGUCCGAAUGACCUCCUUCAUUUCUCAGUGCACAGGCAGUGAAAUGUCUAAUGACUCAGGCCUCAGCACCAAUCACUUAAAAAUGCUCAGUCUGCAUUGACUUUUUUUUCUUCUUAUAACUGCAGACUGAUAAUAAAAGGCUAAUUAAAAUGGACUGAAAAGGACGAGCUGUUUGUUCAGCCAUGUGUAUUGGUAUUUAAUGACUGCUUCUCCAAAUAUCAGUGUUAAUCCUAAACGCAAUGAGACGGGGCGUCUUUAAUAAUCACAUGUAAGUACAUGAUUUAAAGGAAAACUCCACCCUUAUGUUUUAAUAUUUAGAAUUAUUGCCGAAUUAAUGCGGAAAACCAGGAUUCCAUUUGGAAUGGAAUCAGUGUUUUGUUUAAGCUGAACAUCUUUCAUGGACAUGUUGGUCUAUUUUCAGUUUGCUUAACGAUUUCCUUCAUUACCCACAAUGCUAUUCAGCUACUUGCUGACAUUUGGAAUUGCGCUGCGCCGAAAGUGGAAACUCAGAAUUGUAUCAUUUAUGAUCUCCAUGCAUUAGAUUUUCAAGUGAUGUCUAAUUACCUUCUCAAAACAGUGACCUGAGAUAGUGUUAAAUACUUGUGUAUAUACUGCAUAAGUCAUUACUCAUCAAGUUAAGAAGUGCUACUUUGCUCCGUCACCGUUUAAGACACCUUCCCGGCGUUCCGGGUAGGAAUUUUGAGGAUCAGAGGGUCAGAAACUCUGAGGUACAAGCUUUAGUCCAGUGCAGAUAUUAAUCCUUACUUCAUUUCUACCUGAAAGAGAGUGAUGGUCUGUCUAGUGCUCUCACCUCCUCAUUUAUACACUCUGCUCAAACUGAUCAGCUUCCACGCUAAUCGCGCUUCUUGUAGAUCGCUAACUAGUCGAGGUGUUGGAUAGCUCUGCUAACAUCUUGGAUUUUUCAAUUCAUUAUCUUUUGACUGAGGAAGGCCGUUAAAAAACGAAGCUUUUCACAGCGAAACCUUAUAUCUUAUAUCUGAGAUUAUGGACAUAGUUCCUUCAGAUUAUAACAGCAUCUUCUUACAGGAUCACACUCAAUGAAGACAUUUCAUUAUAAACAUAUUUAACACGUUUGAGGGUGGAGUUUUCCUUUAUAACAUCUUUCAUGAAGAAUCGAGAGUGGAAGCAUCUCUACACCUCGCACUUCCCGGUUUAUAUGAAUUCGCAGCAGAACCCCUGAUUAUAGCCUCCGGUGCCUCAGAAGACAUUAAAUGUCAUAAGGGAAGCUGCUAAUUAACAUGACAUUUGGCAAAAAAAAAAAAAAAAGGAAGGCGGUGACUAAAUUCUAAGCACUCUGAGUUUGACGAUGCCCUUUUAAGCAGGAUGAUGCAGGUUCGGCGUGUGACACCGAAAAGGUUCCCAGGGUGCACAAAGGCUCUCGAAAAGCUUCAGUUCAGGUCCAUCAUGUCAAGGCAUGUUCCGAGCCCAGGCGUGUUUUUUCAUGUGAUGGCAAAGCUCGAGGAUUCAAUGGCAGAUAGUAGUGUUUAGAGCAGGUUUGAGAAAGAUUUAAAAAGAUCGCCUGUGUUGAUCUUUACACAUGAGACGAAACGCGUAUUUACCAAUUCAAGACGUUCUCAAAACUCUUUUUUUCAGCAUCAUUCGUUUAACAUAAAAAAGGGACGUACAACACGUGCUUAAAGGCAAACAUACGUUCUAAUUGCCUUUAAUUGAGUUAUUAUAAUCAAAUCUCAGUUGCCACAAGCCUUUGUGGAUUUGUGGAUUUUACUUGAUGAUGUGUGCAUCACAGCAGGGAUUAAAAGCCUCAUUACGCUCCUUGUGUCAUGACUUAUUCCAGCGUUUUCCAUCUGGUACAAAACAAGAUCUCCUUAACAACGCUCUUGGUCUUCUCCUGUCUCUGUUUGGACAGUCCUUUUGAAAAAGUGCUCGUGUGUGUAUUCCUUACGGAUUUAGCGAGAGGAGAUACUAUAAACAACAAAUUAAUUAUCGCGAUAUCUCAAACGUGGAUGUUUGCUGACUUAAAGAGCAUACUUUUGUGAUAUAGCCUAGACUGGUAGAUUGCAGACACUAACCGAGUUAAAUGUCCAAACAAGUGAGAUGACUCUGUUGUAUUAUAUCUGCAUGUGGUCUGUGAUUGUUAGCUAGCCAUUUUUUAGAGAAAAGGUCAGAAAAUUAUGGAAAAAAAAAAAAAAAGUUUUUUUCCUGUUGUCUGUUUAUUAUUAUUAUUAUUUUUUGUUGUUUUCAUUAAUGUCUAAAAUGUCAGAUUGUGUUAUAUGAAUGUUUUGUGUUUUAAUUUAUUUGUGGUUUGCCAAAAUGACGAUUUGGAAGCAUGUUGCAGGUAUUGUCACUGAUCCAAAAAAAAAAAAAAAAAAAAAAAAAAAGUUGAUGGGAGCAAAAAAAAAAAAAAAAUCAGAUUGUUAUGUACCUGACUCGAAGUAAGCGCCUGAUUCUGUUUAGUGAUCUCAGGCUCUAGCGAGAAAUAAUAAACUGAGGGACGAAUGAUAUCUUCAAGACUGCACAAGCAACAUCACAGGACACGAUGGAAGCAAAACCAAACAGGAAUGUGCAAUAAAUGCUGUAGGCUUAUUGAAACCUGCAUCUCUGUUUGUA
Tachysurus vachellii is the source of this 4880-nucleotide messenger RNA. RefSeq names its product ubiquitin-conjugating enzyme E2Q family-like 1 (gene ube2ql1). The coding region runs from base 314 to 1135 and encodes 273 amino acids. The transcript is spliced from 3 exons. The record is from RefSeq and is a predicted model, not a curated record. Lineage: Eukaryota; Metazoa; Chordata; Actinopteri; Siluriformes; Bagridae.